AUGGGGCUCAAACCCCAAGUGAGCCUUGUCUCCAACCCCACUUCUUGGGCCUGGGGGCCUGGCUACUGGAUACCUUCAGCUUCAGAGCACCCUUCGGGGCCCAUGGAGGGGCCGCCUGCGUCCGAGUCCGCCUUGUGGCCCCCGCUGCCCUGCGGGGCCUGCAUCCCCAUCAUGCUGGCCCUGGCCUCUCUCGCCGCCCUUUUCCUGGUGACCACAGCGGUGCUGGCCGAGCGCCUGUUCCGCCGCUCCCUCCGGCGACGUCAACAGGCCGACUACCACCCUCCGACGCUGGUCUGGCGCCCAGGAGGAGAGCUUUGGAUCGAGCCCACGGGCACCCCCCGAGAGCGCUCUGAGAACUGGUACGGCUCGACCACCCACCUGCUGAUGGACCAGGGCCCAGAGCCUCCCGCCCCUGGGGGCACCUUGGAGGCCCAAGCCACGGCACCCCCUGCCCCUUUCACCCCACAGCCCCCACCCAGCUCCGUGGUCUCGCAGACGCCAGCCCAGGCCCCCAGCCCCAGCACCUUCUGGGUGCCUCAACCUUGGGAGGAAAGGCCUCACAACGCAGGCAUGGUGAGCUGGGCCGGGCCUGAGCCGAGGCCAGCGGGCAGUGUGUAUCUGGCCAGCCCUCGGGCCCAGAGGCCUCGUCGGCCAGGGAGCCCUGAGCCCGACUGGAGCCUUCAGCCUCGGGUCACUCUCGAGCAGAUCUCCGCUUUCUGGAGGCGUGAAGGCCGGGCCAGCGUGGGCUUCUAGAGACCCCCAGAGACCCCCAAGGAAGGCCCUACCAAAGGGCUGAAGCGUGAGGCCAUUCUAGGUCUUUUACUUCUGGACCUUGGUGCCCUGGGGCCUGGACGGUGGACAGGCUGGGUGUGUGGCAGAGCCUGGGCAGCAGGGGAGGGGUCCCGGUCCUUCUGUUUGGCUGCCCGAAGCUGUAGCUCAUGGAACGGGAGUAGGGUGGGCCAGAGUCGCGAAGACCAUGUUCCAACUGAAGACCUCAGGGUGCUAGACAGGCAGGAAACGGCUUCAGCCCCAGCAGCGGCUUCUGGCUUUCUUCUGUCUGCACCUAAGGUCCCCACUGUCAGAGUCAAGGUCUCCCAGGCGCUAAGGAGCAGACUGAAGGUGCUGAUGACAAACGCCGGCGUGUUCGUAGGACACAUUCAAGGACAGAGGGGAGCAAAAGGGACUGGAGCUGUCCCACGCCAACAUGACCAGGCACAGGGCCACGGGCUUACACGGGACUGCGGUUAGGACCCCUGGAUUGCAGGGAAGGACUUGAUGCGUCCAGUAGUAAGGGCUCCUCUUACCUGGAGGUGGGCCUUGACAACAAAGUCCAUUAGGCUGUCUCUGCCCCGCCUCCUAAGGCCUCACCUGCAUCUCAGCCUUCCUGGUGAGGGAGGCUGAGCCCUGAGAACUGAGAUGGAGCCAAUGCAGACAGCAGCCCCGUCCCUCGGCACGGCAGAUCCUCAAACGUGGUGUCCGGGCUGUCCUCCCACUGAGCCUGCUGGAGUGGUCCGGAGAGACAGUGUUGUCCUGGGACAGGUCUACUUAUAAUGCUCCACCCUGAAAAAAAAUGGUACCCAAAAUGCCCUUGGCGCUACUAGCCAUCUCUAUCAGCUGACCUCGUCCUCGGAGCGGAGCCAGGAGGAUGGGGGGCAGGGGGCUGUUUCCAUUCCCUGGUCUGUUUUCCCCAAACCUCCGUCGUGCCAGGCUCUCUGCCAUAUCCCAUUGCCACCUGUACUAUUAUUUACUUUCUGUUUUCCUUUACAUUGGCUUGUUGUUUGCCUAAUAAAUCUAUUUUAAACGGGAA
Molecule: messenger RNA, 1807 nt
Organism: Echinops telfairi (small Madagascar hedgehog)
Lineage: Eukaryota; Metazoa; Chordata; Mammalia; Afrosoricida; Tenrecidae
Gene: CUNH16orf54
Product: chromosome unknown C16orf54 homolog
Exons: 2
Coding region: 1-753 (250 amino acids)
Source: RefSeq, a predicted model, not a curated record